Neolamprologus brichardi is the source of this 1782-nucleotide messenger RNA. NCBI's taxonomy places the organism in Eukaryota, Metazoa, Chordata, Actinopteri, Cichliformes, Cichlidae. The record is from RefSeq and is a predicted model, not a curated record.
AGCUCCAGGGACGAGAUGCUGCCGCUCGGACUGAUGCUGCUCCUGCUGCCGGCCGCCGCCGCCGACCUGCCCGGGACGGGCGCUCCGCCGCUCCGGGGGCCGGGGCUCGGCUUCUCUCCGCCGGUCCCCGCCUCUCCCUCCGCCCCGCCGCUCCUCCUCCCGCAGCCCGGGGCGGAAUACGGGGCGCCCGGCGUCGCCUUGGCCCGGUCCGCUGCAGAGGAGCCGACCGGCACCGGAGAGGAGGAAGACGCAAGGGAGCAUGAUCAUCACGGCGGCGGGUACCGGGUGGUCCAGUGGGAGUGGAGCUACGUCCAGACCCCGUACAUCAUCGCCAUCUGGCUACUGGUGGCCAGCGUGGCCAAGAUCUUGUUCCACUUCUCCCAGCGCUUCACCACCGUGGUCCCAGAGAGCUGCAUGCUGAUCCUGCUGGGUCUGGUCCUGGGCGGGGUCGUCCUCAUAGCCAAUAAGAAGCAGCUAUACCAGCUGGAGCCCAGCCUCUUCUUCCUCUUCCUGCUGCCGACCAUCGUGGGGGAUGCCGGAUACUUCAUGCCGGCCAGGCUCUUCUUCGACAACCUGGGAGCCAUCCUGACAUACGCCGUGGUGGGAACGCUGUGGAACGCCUUCUGCACCGGGUUCUCCCUGUACGCUGCCAAACUGCUGGGGUUCAUAGAUGAGCACGUGCAGGCCGAAAUGUUGGACUUCCUGCUGUUCGGCGUUUUAUAUAAAGUCUACAUUUCCUUUGUGGAAGUGGGAGCAGAGAAUGUGCAGACAGCAGAUUACUUCAAAGGAGUCGCCUCCUUCCUCAUCGUCAGUAUCGGGGGGACUAUGGUGGGUCUGAUCUUUGCCGUCAUCCUGGGCUUCAUCACUCGCUUCACCAAGAAAGUCCGGAUCAUCGAGCCGCUCCUCGUCUUCCUGAUGGUCUACUUGGCCUACCUGACCGCCGAGCUCUUCUCCCUGUCCGCCAUCCUGUCCAUGACCUUUUGUGGCAUCGGGGCCAACAAAUAUGUGGAGGCCAACAUCUCCCAGAAGUCUCGAACCACGGUGAAGUACACCAUGAAGACUCUGGCCAGCAUCGCAGAGACCAUCAUCUUCAUCUUCCUGGGCAUCUCAGCUGUGGACAAGUCAAAGUGGGCCUGGGACACGGGCCUGGUGUCCUGCACCCUCGUCUUCAUCUUCAUUUUCAGAGCUGUCGGUGUGGUUGGUCAGACCUGGGUCCUGAACCGCUUCCGCCUCGUGCCACUGGAGAAGAUCGACCAGGUGGGUGGGAACGUCCUGACCUCAGCCAGACUGUCUCUGCCCUCGAUGGCCAGCAGAGCCUCGUUCCCCGAAGUCACCAACGUCACAAACUAUCUACGUGAGAACGGCAGCGGUGUGUGUCUGGACCUCCAGGUCAUCGAUAACAUUCCUGGAGCCAAAGUGGAGGAGGACAUGGAGACGCACCAUGUCCUCGCUGGAAACCUGUACAAACCCAGGAGACGUUAUCAGUCCCACUACAGUCGUCACUUCAUGCCGCUGGGGGAGCAGGAGCGCCAGGACCGGGAGGUGUUUCAGAGGAACAUGAGGAGCCGCAUGGAGACCUUCAAAUCCACCCGAUACAAACGCCACAAGAAGGAGCGCAGCCUGAAAAAGCGGCGAGGAUCCGACGUCAAGGAGGACGGCAGCGAUAAACCCAGACGUAACGUCAGCUGGCAGGACAAAGCUCAGCACAGCACGCUGCGUGACUGCAGAGGGCGCUGUGGAGCGAGCACGCACAGUGCACACGCCAUGCAGGUGAAGGGGUGA